Spirometra erinaceieuropaei is the source of this 4970-nucleotide messenger RNA. The record is from the annotation of a GenBank genome assembly. Lineage: Eukaryota; Metazoa; Platyhelminthes; Cestoda; Diphyllobothriidea; Diphyllobothriidae.
AUGGAUUUGGCCAAGCCUCCAGCGCCUUUAAAAGCCAUUACUAUGGCAUGCAAAUGUGCCCAAGAGCACGAAGAGCGCGACAAGAUUGUUGCUUAUUACUGUAGGUUUUAUUUGUUAUGUGUUAUUAAGCACAGGUCGCAUGUACGCCGUUCAAACAGGCGUAAAAAUUGACGCGAAGUCAAAAGAAUGCUCGGCCUUCCUUGGUGCAUUGUUAGAUAAUCUGGACGCAAUGAAACUUGCACUAAAGAAUGAUGAGCGCAUUUCGUCAGAACUCCACGGUCAGGCAUACAUCGAAGAGUAUGCGCAGAAGUUGUUCGCUUUUGCGUUUAAGCGUGACGAAGCAUCUGACUUUGGCCCGUAAUUUGGCGAUACACACUAAAUACUUUUUAGUGCCACAAUAAAAUCUUUUAUGACUGCAGGAGUUUUGAUGGAUGUACUAUCCUUCUUUGGCGAAGUUCCCGAAGAGGUAUAUUUCCUUCCUGACCGUCACUUUGCCAGAUUGUGAAAGCUCGGAAGUACGCAAAGUAUAAGGCUCUUUAUAUAAAAAGAUGCCUGGAUAAUGGUGAAGUUCCCGUUGCGGGUCCCGCUUCUGUUGAUGAUGCAUCUUCGGUUCCCGGUAAGAUGGUUGCGCUUUUCUCCUUUAUAACCGUUUGAAAAGAAUCGAUACAUGCUUUAGAAGUACACACUUAAUCAUAAAUCUUCCCAAAGAAUUAAAACAUGUCUGCGAAGUCAUUUUCAAAGGAAACGAUGCCCUUUUUAGUCUAAGAUAUGACUGGUUCCUGUGGCGAUGUCAUCCUCCACGCAGCUCUAAUUAAUUUCGACAGACGGCGGCUGACCUCAUCUUUAGGGGCGGGUCUUGCGGUGACAUUACUUGUCGACGGAUUGGUUAAUCAGGCCUGUAGGCGACCUCUUACCUUGAAUCUCGCGGGGUGCUUAACCACGGUUUUGCGAACCUAAUUGGCCAGGCGCAGUGAAGGCAUGAUAUUGUCGGGUCUGCCAAUUAUUGUCGCCAUCAGGGGGUCGAAAUAACGAAGACCACGGUGGGAUGGAGUUACACUUAAAUAAUUUAGAUUUAUGCUUCUCCUACCUCUGUGCUUCCUUAAGAAACUAAAAAAGUAGACAAAACACUAUAAUGUGCUUGGGGAUUUGUAGGAGAACCAGCAGUAUCAUUAACCAACAAGCUGAAUAGUCGGGGCCUUCUUUUGCUAGAGAUUUCCACGGGUUUCACCCAAGACCAAACAGAAAGCUGAACAGAUAUUUGUGGAGAGUAUUAGAGAGGAGCGAGACGACUCGAAAAUAAAAAUCGGACAGAAACAUCUGAAAUGCAGCGAAGACUUGGUGCCAAGAUUCAUUACCAGACGGGAUUCGUUGCAGACUUUCAUAAGGUAAGAAGGUGGAAUAUUUUCCAUCGACGCAGGUUGGCCUGAGGACGCACGUUGACAAGCACAGGCUUCUGUCUCAAAAGCUAUCUGUUACCGGAGAACAACGAAAUAAACUCCCUAGAUCAUUCUGCAUCGUCCUAUAUAUUUGGAUGGAACAACCUGAAGUAGGUUUAAAGUAUCGCAAAUUCGUUCACAUGGAUGGGACCGCUACCAUGAACGACCUGCCACUGAACAGUUACUUUGUAAUAGUUAGAAGCCGCCACUAUGUCGUCAAGGCUGCCCGGAGUACUUGUACUUGGUACGGCUGCGAUCAUGUCUGAUCUAGCUGCCCGGAGCGCCGUAAUCCAGUGAAUUCGCUUUGCUCCAUUCAUUUUAUCCAUAGUUUGUAUUCUGUUGCGUGUUUUUUGGAUUUUGUCAUGUUGCUUAGUUUAAGUAGGGUCAACAUGCGUUGACCAACCAGUUACCAUAUAACAGCUACCAAAAGUAUUGUUUGAAAUGAAUGCAAAGUAGAAAAGUUGAAAAGAAGGUAAAGAGAAGUGAGGAAAAUGUCACGAGCGGCGCUUAACUUGCAUGCUGAAAACAUUAACACCCAUAGGCAAACAGACGGCAACAAAAAGAACGAGCGGGCCGUCUGUAGAAAAGCAAGCUAAACUUGCUCUUAAUAGCAGAAAAAAGUACCCAUCCAUUUGUAAUUUAUGUUCUUUGUCCCACGUUUUUCAAAUGGAGAAGACAAAGAAGUUCGAGAUAUCUGAUAUCGUUUGCCCUGUAGCCCAAGUCCGAACCAUCUGGCGUGUGCACGACCAGGAGUAGGCGAAUAAUCUCCAGAUAGGGCCAACGUCAAAAUGAAUUGGCUCUCGGGUUUGACGAAUGAGCGCACCAAGGCUGCUGUUAAUUACGCCUGCCGGGCUACUCAGUAGAGAACGAAAAUGGCUUAGGGGGCGGGGAAGUGUGAAUGUCCGUUGAUGUGCUCAGCAUCUGACAAUAUGCAGUUCACCAGCAAAACAUAAAUAUCUUCGACUGGACCGAAGACCGAACACCAAACUUAAGUUCAAAUCUCACUCCGCACCGCCUGUGGUUGAGGUUUUACCUACUCACGACUACGUCUCUGACUUUGUCGGGCGCCGCUUUGGGACAUACAUAGGUGAAAGUUGGUCAUUAGGGUCGUUCCUUUGGCCAAAGCCGUUGAAGGAAGCAGCUAUACAAUACAUUUAAAAUCGUAAGUCUCAUGCGCUCACUGUAGUAAGCACACUUGCUUUUUUUGAAGAAUCCAAGAGUGCUUUUUACUGUCAAACUAACGGUGAGCCUGACACUGUCACGUGUUGACUGAAACAAGCGUAUACAAAGUAUCCAGGAAAGUCUCCGUUUUCUAAAACUAGGAAACCACAAGCCAUACACGGGAAACCGUUAUGACAGCCUUUUGAACUGAUAUUUGAUUUGGAGAACGAAUUCUACGUUGUCAGUGUGCAUAACCAUCACGGUGAAACUUAUCAAGCAAAAUCGCGGUUAGCACCUUUCCAUACGAGACGUAGGGUUAACUUGUAGGCGGUUUCAGGAAUCUCAAAUAACAUGACAUAGCAAGCGGUUGAGCGGUGGAAAUGCUGUAAAGAACCCUAGGUUUCAACUUAGUCGGAUCAUUUUCUAGUAAAACAGAUUUCUCCUACUCUACAAUAGAACUUAGAGACCAGUGCAAGCAGAAGGAAAUGCAUACAGUCGGCAAGGCAGCACGUGAUAUAUGACUGAUUCUGUGUCAUUGUCAACGUUGCCUUCUGAUUUCCCAUCCUGCCUCCUGGCCCGGGCGGGAGCGGAUUGCAUGAGAAACCUCGGUCAUUGGCCUGUGAAAUGGGACAUUUGACAGAACAAGUGACCGAAGGGAUGAAUUUUCCCUGGCAGCCCAGUCGCUCACAAUCUGCUCGGUCAGAUGAGAGGCGCAGACGGCGCCCCAACGGGGUCACUGCCGAAUUUUCCGCAAGCUAUCGCGUUUAUAGUCAUGUUCCUGGGACAAAAAUCCGCAAAAAUCCCCAUUUGUUUUGCCGUUAUCUUCCACCGACUGCAUUCUGCCCAAAAUUUGUGCUAAAAACCGGUUGGUAGACCAACAGGCAGUUCGGUUUACAGCUUUCCUAGACUUAGACCGAUCAUUCUUACAUGUUACAUUCAUUCACCCUAUCUACUGCCUUUUGCGUUCCUCAUCCAUCUAUCCACCCAGGUGGUAACUUCUGCGUGAUGUCUAAAACGGCGACUUACGAAACCAGAUGCACGGUCUUUGGUCAAUCAAAGCCACUCAGACAGUGGUUCUUACUGUAUCCCCUGAGCUGGUAGCAAUGGCGUUGCGGUACUUUGUAGGUCUAAAUGAUGUGGCGAAUGAUGUUUUAUGGUAAUUACAAGUAGCUUGUAGUCGUGGAAGCCAGGUACAUCGGGCUGGACUUCAUGUGGGGCAAGAUUGAAGUUAGUUUUCUUGCCGCAUUGCAUUACAGUCACAUUUUCGUUCUUGCCCAUACUGGCGCACCUUCAGCGCGGUCACUUCCGACUGACUUUAGAAUCCUAUCUCUUACCAAGUGGUUUGUACCUCCUUAAGGAAGCAGUCUGGAGUCUGGGCGGUUUAUGCCCCGUGGGCUUCAACUACCGAAGAAGCAAACGCGCGUCCUAAUUUUAUGUUUUUUUAAAACGUCAGAUGUAGGUGGUGUUAAUCUGGUUCUUGUAUCCCUGUUUUGCCGCGCCCUCAAACAUGCUAAAUCGGGUCUGGUUCCUGGUUCUUACUGCAUCCCCUGAGCUGGUGGUACUUUGCAGGUCUACGUGAUGUGGCGAAUGAUGUUUCAUGGUAAUUACAAGUAGUUAGUAGUCGUGGAAGCCAGCCAUACUGGCGCACCUUCAGCGCGGUCACUUCCGACUGACUUUAGAAUCCUAUCUCUUACCAAGUGGUUUCUACAUCCUUAAGGAAGUAGUCUGGGCGGUUUAUGCGCCGUGGGCUCCAACUACUGAAGAAGCAAACGCGUGUCCUAAUUUUAUGUUUUUUAAAAAAAGUCAUCUGUAGGUGGUGUUAAUCUUGUUCUUGUGUCCCUGUUUUGCCGCGCGUUGAGAGAACCACAUGCCGGCAGGCAGCAUCAGUCUGCAGAGGCCCCGUAGCUCAGGUGGUUAGAGCGUUGGCUGUACUAAAGCCUUCCCCCUUACUGCGUGGGUUCGAAUCCUACCGAGGCGCCGAGUUUUUCACAGUUGGGUCAAUAUGAAUUAUUCAAAAUCUGCCAAAAUAUCAAUGAAUCAGCCAGGAACCAUUUUCCCUAUCUACCGCGGUCUGUCCCUACCUUGCCUCUUGCAGAUCUCAAGAGCCUCUCUAAGCCGACGGCGGACGCCAAACCCACCUCGCAGCCGCCGGCGCCCCCUAAGGAGGCUUCCAGCGGAAGUCCUGGGAAGGCGGACAACUCCCAGGCUUCGCCCUCCAAGGAGCCGGCCCAAAGUGGGGGGAAGUUGGACCCUAAGCUUACUGCAUUAGCCGUAAAGCAUGCCAAGUACGCCAUCAGCGCAUUGGAUUAUGAUGACCGGACCACUGCCAUUAAGAACCUCCAGGAGGCCCUCAAGUACCUGACCACUCAGUGA